AUGUGCCACUGCCACAUGGCCCCGCACGCUGGACAUCACCACGGGCUGCUGGCCGCCCUGCGGCCUCAUCUGGCGGUCAUCUUCCACUGCCUCUUUGCUUCACUCCUGGAGGGAGUGAGCCCCUUCAGUGCGCCUCCAGAGAGUCCUCCGAGCAUCCCGAUGCUCUUCCCACUUGCCCGGGAGCAGGUGCCCCCAACUUCUGCCUUGCCUGCCUUCGGACGUGACGCCACCCUGGGCUUCUAA
Messenger RNA from Rangifer tarandus platyrhynchus (Svalbard reindeer), 243 nucleotides. NCBI's taxonomy places the organism in Eukaryota, Metazoa, Chordata, Mammalia, Artiodactyla, Cervidae. The record is from the annotation of a GenBank genome assembly.